UGGGAGUGUUAUUUCAUACAAAUAUGGUUUGUAUAUGAAGUGAUUGACAGAUUGCCGAUAAAUGAAUCUUUGCGCGUAUUUAUAAAAAGAGACAGUUUCCGUAAGUCAUUCACUUUUAAACAACUCUUAUUUAACGAAACAUUGGAACCGGUUAGGAAAUAGCAUGAAAAGAUUGGCAGAAUUUUUCACCGUUUAUUUAGGCUUGUUGUCUAGUUUAAGUUUACUAAAUGCCCAAAGUCAAGACGAUCAAAAUACAGAAGAUGACCAAAUUGAAGAGGAAAAGCGUUACAUUGAUCGUAUUGGUAGUGGACUAAUUAAAAGAUAUAACGACGGUGAUACUGUCGGUGAAGUCUAUCCAAAUUUUUUAGAAUAUUUACCAGACAAUGACGAAAAACGCCUCGAUAAAGUUGGAUCAGGGUUAAUACGAAAAAGACCACUUGAUAGAAUAGGAAUGGGUUUGAUACGGAAACGACCAUUUGAUAAGGUUGGAAUGGGUUUGGUAAAGCGACCAUUCGACAAAGUUGGAAUGGGAUUAGUUAAAAGGCCUUUCGACAAAGUUGGAAUGGGAUUAGUGAAACGACCGUUCGAUAGAGUAGGAAUGGGAUUAGUAAAGCGACCAUUCGACAAAGUUGGAAUGGGAUUAGUGAAACGACCGUUCGACAGAGUAGGAAUGGGAUUAGUUAAACGACCAUUCGACAGAGUAGGAAUGGGAUUAGUGAAGCGACCGUUCGACAGAGUUGGAAUGGGAUUAGUAAAACGGCCAUUCGACAGAGUAGGAAUGGGAUUAGUGAAGCGACCGUUUGACAGAGUUGGAAUGGGAUUAGUGAAACGACCGUUCGACAGAGUAGGAAUGGGAUUAGUGAAACGACCAUUCGACAGAGUUGGAAUGGGUUUAGUAAAGCGACCAUUCGACAGAGUUGGAAUGGGAUUAGUAAAGCGACCAUUCGAUAGAGUUGGAAUGGGAUUGGUAAAGAGACCGUUUGAUAAAGUUGGAAUGGGAUUAGUGAAAAGACCUUUUGAUAAAGUUGGAAUGGGACUAGUAAAGAAGCCUUUUGAUAAAGUAGGAAUGGGUCUGGUCAAGAAGCCAUUUGAUAAAGUAGGCAUGGGCCUCGUGAAACGUCCUUUCGAUAGAGUUGGCAUGGGACUUGUGAAACGACCUUUAGAUAGAGUGGGACUUGGGUUAAUCAAAAGACAAUGUAGCCUUGAUCCAGUUUGCAUGAGUAAUACCAGGACAACAAGAAGGAGCAUGUCAAAACGAUCAAGUUCUUCAUAGCCAUAUAGUUGUUAAAACGUUUUACAUCAGCAACGAAAAACAAAAUGACUUAACCAAGUGGUAUCUCAAGCAAGGAUUGUGUGGAUUCUGGAUAAAGUAUCUAAAUAUUGAAAUUCACAAUAGUAAGAGUGUCCUCUUUUUUUUUGUCUGCUCAGUUUAUUGAAAUUCUUUAUAUAUAUAAUUAUGCAAAGUGAAAAUUACAGAGCAAUUUGAUUAAGCAUUCAUACAACAAACCGAUAAUUAGUAUUAUCUUGUGUAGCGUUUGUAGUAAAUGCGUUUUAAUUUAUUUCCAGCAUUUUGUAAAUAUUCUGAUAUGAUACUAGAGUUUAUAAUCGGUCAGAUACAAAAAAUCAACAUUCAGUAAUCCUGAAAUUCAAAAAUCGGACAAUGUAAUCUUCGAUUAAUAACCUUUCUUAAUAUUCAACUCUACACCUUUCAUUUUCUUCCCAUUAUUGACCUAAAAGUAUCUCUGUUUAUAUUUGUUUAUUGACUUAAUGUUACUUUACUGAUUUGAUUGAUGAUUAAAACGCAAAGUAAACGAGACAAGUUUUGACCUCUAAAACUGUCUUAAUAAACGAAAUCUACACAAUUUCUUUUUACAAUCAUUUCAGACAAUAUUUCACCGUAACGUAACAGAAAUGUGUCAGUCAGUAAAAAAUGCAUCCUUCGUCAAGAUUAUCCGUGCGUUUUUCUAAAGAGCAAAGUUUAUUUUGUCUGUCUUUGUUUAUUUUGUCUUAAACAAGUUAUCGCCGCAAGUGUAUAGGUUUUGAACUUGUUAUAUCUUGUGCUUAUUUAUUUAUUAUUUUUUCUUCAUUUGUACAGAACAUUGUUUGUUAUACUUAGGGCGCUGUAGCAUCAAAUCAAAAAGUGCCGAAAUAGAAUUAAUUAGUUUUAAAUAAAAAUGUCACUAAA
Messenger RNA from Mytilus californianus (California mussel), 2185 nucleotides. RefSeq lists its product as uncharacterized. The coding region runs from base 164 to 1273 and encodes 369 amino acids. The transcript has 2 exons. The record is from RefSeq and is a predicted model, not a curated record. Lineage: Eukaryota; Metazoa; Mollusca; Bivalvia; Mytilida; Mytilidae.